Messenger RNA from Dothidotthia symphoricarpi CBS 119687, 1137 nucleotides. RefSeq lists its product as uncharacterized. The transcript has 2 exons. NCBI's taxonomy places the organism in Eukaryota, Fungi, Ascomycota, Dothideomycetes, Pleosporales, Dothidotthiaceae. Gene Ontology annotation, biological process: tRNA wobble position uridine thiolation. The record is from RefSeq and is a predicted model, not a curated record. Gene Ontology annotation, cellular component: cytosol. The coding region runs from base 1 to 1137 and encodes 378 amino acids. Gene Ontology annotation, molecular function: tRNA binding; sulfurtransferase activity.
AUGCCAGGAGCAACAGAUACGUGCAAGAGAUGCAAGACGAACACGUCGGUGCUCGUGGUACGCUCAGAGCCACUUUGCCAUGAUUGUUUCGCGAGAUAUGUGCACACAAAAGCCAUCAAGCGCCUGGAGACGUUCCGUGUAAAUUUUGCGGCUCCGGCUCAACAGCGCAGAAUCCUGCUACCCCUCUCUUUUGGCGUUUCAUCCACCACGCUCUUGCACGUCCUGGAUCUGCACCUCAAAACUCAACAAGCCAAAACCGGCCGUACGGGAUUUACCAUCAGCGUAGUACUCAUCCAAGAUCUCGAACAGUCUUUUCCUGUUGAUCAACUACUCAGCAAGGCUCGGGAGCAGUAUCCAGAUCAUCAGUAUGCGUCGUUGCCACUGCACGAUGUGUUUCGACUCAUCUCGGACGACGCUUCUCUUCGAGGCCUGGCGCCAAAUCUAGUUGCCCAGGAAGGCCUCACUCAUCAGGAGCAACUCACCCACAUGAUCAGCUCGCUUGUUUCGGCUACGGCACGUGCAGAUGUUCAGAACACACUCAAGACCAGGCUGAUUGUCGAACACGCCAAGCUGACCGGUUGUGAGAGCAUACUUUGGGGUGACAGUACCACCAGACUCGCCGAGAAAACACUGGCCGAGACAGCAAAGGGCCGAGGGUUCUCCUUGCCAUGGCAAAUAUCAGACGGCGAGUCCCCUCUUGGCGUCAAGUUUCACUAUCCGCUCCGCGAUGUUCUCAAGAAAGAGCUGGUGUCGUACACCAACAUGGCAGACCCUGGACUGAGGCCACUUGUGUAUGAGCCAUCAUCGGGCGCGACGCAGGCUUCUACGAGCUCGAAAAACACCACUAUUGAUGACCUUAUGAAGCAGUACUUCGAGUCUGUCGAGGAGAACUUUCCUAGUAUCGUGUCGAAUGUGGUUCGAACUACCGGUAAGCUUCAAAUGCCAACAGAUGCGACUUUAGACCCACCCUGCAGUCUAUGCGGUAUGCCUGUAUCUGGUGGACGGUUUGGCAUCCAUGGUUGGGGCGGCGACCAGGAGGAUGGCAUUGACGAUUUGCCCGUGGAUGCCGCGAGCAGGAUCUGCUAUGGUUGUACGAGAUCGAUGUCUCGACCGAUCACAGCUACGAAUGGGACUUGA